GUAUGUCAACCAAUGAUUUGACGCAACGGCUGAGGACACACCUCAGAUUAGUCAAAGAUGCCUCAAUACGACCAAAUUACCUCGUAUGUUCAAAUCAAACCGAAUUAACCUUGUGUUAGCGUGGUACGUAGAGGUGAAGACGUUAAACUGUAGAUCUCAAUCUAGUUGAAAUAUUGACUAGGCGCAAGCGCGUCACGAGCGCCUCGUUUUCACGGGGAAAUCAGGAAUGUCUCUUCCGGUUCCCAAGAGUGCGAAAAACAAAACGGAAGUUGAAUUGGUAAGGGUUUUAUUUCAGUUCCUAAAUCCGUAUACGUGUAUUUGCUGGUUUAAUAAGCCGUGCUUGUUGCUUUAUAUAUUUAUUUCAGUUGUUAUAUGGUUAUUGUUUAACUACUGGUGUGGAACUCGUUUACCCCUAGUAGCAUGAUCGGUUGCGAUGGUUACGUACAAAAAAAAAAAAAAAAAAAAAAAAAAAAAAAAAGGAGAAAAGAUGUACACACACACCACGGCAGUGAAUAGUGUCUGAACAGUAGUCGGGCUGUUUCGUGAGGUUGUAUGGCUUGCUGGUGUACUAUUUUAACACACAACGUCUUACUACGAUAAGCGGUUUUGGACAGUAUAUUUAUAUAGCCCUGCCCUUUUGGCCAGCGCGAACCGGCUGACAAAGCUCUUACUCCGGCUGUAUAUUAAAAUUAAGACCUCGUGUCAACCCUUUAUGGAGGAAUUCAGGGGCAUUUCAGAGGCUCUGAUAGAGCUAGCCGCUCUGCAUCAGCGGGAGCUUCUCGUCUCUAAAGCCUGCUUCCGCCUGUAGUGUAGUAGAGGUCCGUGUCUUAAUCACCAAUCCUCAGGUUUAAGUAGAAGCCGUUUUCUAGGAGUUCUUCGGUGAGGCUGCUUUUCUUUCGACGCGUUCACGUCCGUUCAAAUCCAGCGUCUGGAAACCCGAUUUUGCGGUGAAGUGGGGCAAAGGAGGCGAUAUUUCCGAGCGUCCUGUUUGCCUGGAGAUGAAGCUGCAGGCAGUUAUGGAGAACUUGCACAGGCAACAGAGGGCCAGGCUGCUUAUGGAGAUGGAGCAGCAACAGCAGGAGACGGGUUCGUUUCAGAGCUCCGCCCCCACAGGCGAGGAGCUGAAGCUAAGCUCCGCCUCAGACACAGAGCGCGCUCAGAUAGCGGCUCUGGCUGCCAUGAGAGCGGCGGCGGCUGGACUGCAGAGACGGUCGAUGGCGGACAGUCCUAGGUCGGAGCACAGCACCGGCGGAGAGGAGGAUGAAAUCGAAGGAGAUGAGGAAGAGGGAGAGGAGCAUUACAAAGACAUGAUGGGGUCUGACGAGGAGGAGCAAAUAAAGCAGAAGUGGGACGAGGAUGACUUCGAGGGUGAGAUGGAGGAAGACUACGAUGAGGACAUGGCCGAGGAAGGCCUGCAGAUGAGCCGCGAGGCCGUCACCCCGGGCCGAGGCAUCCUGCUGCUGCCUCAUCGUCAGCUCCAUCCUCACUCUCAGAUGCUGAAGGCCCGAUCAGCGCUUGAACCUGAACCGCGGGCCUUGGGUUUGCCAGCUCCGCCCUCUCAAGGCCAGCAACACGGCCAGGACCACACCGACUGGACCUACGAAGAGCAGUUCAGGCAGCUUUAUGAACUGGACGGCGAUCCCAAGAGGAAAGAGUUCCUGGAUGAUCUGUUCAGCUUCAUGCAGAAGAGAGGAACUCCAGUGAACAGGAUCCCCAUCAUGGCCAAGCAGGUGCUGGAUCUGUAUAUGCUCUACCAGCUGGUGACUGAGAAGGGCGGCCUGGUGGAGGUAAUCAAUAAAAAGUUAUGGAGGGAGAUCACCAAAGGUCUGAACCUGCCCACCUCAAUCACCAGCGCUGCCUUCACUCUCAGAACACAAUACAUGAAGUACCUUUAUCCAUAUGAAUGUGAAAAGCGGGGUCUCAGCAACCCCAACGAGCUCCAGGCUGCCAUAGACAGUAACCGGCGGGAGGGGCGACGCCAGCCUUUUGGCGGUUCCCUUUUCACCUACUCGCCCAAUGGAGCUCCCACAAUGCUCUCCUCCCCAAAGAUCUCUCUGCCCAGCAUUGGUAUGGCUGUGGGAACCAGCACUACCUCACUUUCCUCCGUUCAAAAGGUCAAGAAGGAAGAUGAUGUCAGUCAGUCUCUGACUGCACAGGGCAGCAGACUACCUGGCAAUCUGGCUGCUCAGUCAGUGGCAGCAGCUCAGGCAGUGGCGGUGCAGGCUGCCAUGGCCGCUCAGGUCGCUGCACUCGAGCAGCUGAGGGAAAAGCUGGAUUCCGGCGAGCCGCCCGAGAAGAAGAUGGCGCUGCCCUCAGAGGACCACCAGCGGCUCCUGCAGAGGGCACUGCAGCAGAACCUGCUAGCUAUGAGCACCCAGAUGCCUAUGAACAUCCGCAUCAACAGUCAAGAAAGCAGACAGGAUUCUGCAGUCAACCUCACCACGAAUGGCCUGAAUAGCAUCAGUAUGUCAGUGGAACUCAACGGGGUCGUCUACACUGGUGUUCUCUUUGCUCAAGCUACUGGUCUACACUCCUCAGGAGCAGCUAACAAAACGGCUGGAGAGCACAGUAACUCUCAGCAGCCUCCUUCCUCUCAGACACCUACCUCGUCCAGCUCCACCAAUCCUUCACCCUAAACCCCUCAGAACAUCCCCGUCUCAAAGCUAGCUAAAGCCAAAAAUCAACCUCAUUUUCUAGAGCCUAUGCCAAAAAAAAUCCCCCACAAACUAUCAGGAAUAAGUUUCCAGACCACUUGAUGUACACUAUCUCAGGUUCUCUCUUCUUUUAUUCACUCUUUUGUUCAGUAGCCAAAAAUGAACUAAAAUAUUAACGCAACAAAAGAGUUUAUGGUUAAAACAGACCUAGAAUGACUAUAUAUCAUUAUAUUAUACACAUACAUGCAAAACCUGUGAAUAAUCUAUCUUUUCUGAGUGCAAAAUACUUGGAAUUAGUAGAGCAGUAGAAUCUAGAAAUGGUAGCACACUGUUUACACACCUGACUGACAAUGAAGCUUGUUGGAAAACAAGAAAAAUAUUUUAUGAAUGAAAAUUUAUUAUAUAUGGUAAAAUUGCAUCAUGUAUGAUAAAAAAAAACAAACAAACGCAAAUAAGGUUCUAAACUAUACAUGCAUGGUCCAUGUAUAUCUAGAGUGCCUUGCCGAACACCUCUUCAACAGUCGUCGUCAUCGUCGUACUCCAUCCCCCUUGCCCCCCCUAGGUGGCGUGAACAAGAAAAGAGACUCCCUCAAACCCCAACAAUGACGACAAAUCCAUGCAAAUUCAUGCCUGUUUUCUGAUCCCGCAUGCCGAGUACCUCACCACUUGGCAUUUUGGAAAGAAUGUUUGAAACCAUUUUCCACUCUUCAGAAACGAAAUGCCAAUUAUUUAAAAUUAUUAAAAUAAGUCGUCUCAUGGAUUAGACACAUUACUUAGCGGGGCGGAAGUUAGUACUGCAUUAUGAACAUCAUGGAGGAUAUAUUUUUGCAAACCAGCGUAUACAUGUUUGAGAUUUGAAAGGUGUUUAUGUAGUGACCUAGACAAGUUAAGAAAUAAAUAAAUCAAUAAAAAGUUUUCAGUAAUUCAUAUUAAAUAUAGGAAAUGCAAAUGAGUGUAAAGGAUCCCGUCUGCUAUUAAUCGCUUUGUUUAGCUAAUGAGUCAAUAUUCAGGAAACAGCUCUGUUAGAAGGAACUUAUUUGUUCCUCUGAAAUUAAUAUAUUAUAUUUUAAGCAAAACCACAAAGUCCUUGAAUACAAUGGUGUGUUUCUACAAGAUAUUUGUUAUUGAGACACUUAAGAAACUUGCCAAAUUCACAUAAUAUAUUCGUUGUUAUUAUGCAGAUUUGUUAUGAUGAAGAAUUCUAUAUAUUUCCAUAAUUUUCUCACUGAACACAGAAAUUCUAAGCACACAUCAUUUGGCUCUCUUUAUCUUGGCUGAAAUCAUCAUAAUUGAGAACAUACUCCAGUUUGGGGAUUAUUUUUUUUUCUCAUCUCACUUGCACAAUAGAUGUUAAAAAUAUCAUCCUUAGGCCAGUUGGGUUCAGCGGUUCACUGUCAGUGUGUGACCAGGAUGUGGUGUAUUUCAAUCUGUAGUGUAUUUUGCAUUCAUUUGGCGGACAAUUAAACGUCACUGGGCUAGCACUGAAAUGAAUGUUUUUAUCCUAUAACGAACAGCUUUGCCCUGAACCUUGGUUACAGCUAAUCUUUUUAUUGUUGUGAAUUGUCGAGUGCAUUAUACAGACUGAUGGAGGUGAUGUGUCAAUCAGAAAACAAUACGUGUACACAUUUUCUUCCAGGAUUAUGCAUUAUUCUGAUUUAAGUGUUGUCAUUUUUCACUGGACUUUGGGGGACGUUAUCUAGUCAUUUAUGUGGUUGUGAUGCUUUUUGUUGUACUAACUUUAGUGUUACACUAUAUUCAGGGUCAGGUUGCUUUUUUUUCUAUUCAGGUAUAAAAUGGCAUGGCUAGCUUUCUACCACAAUGAAAUAGGGAAAUGUAACGGUUCCUAUAAGUAGCGUUUAAGCUUUCAAGACAUACUAAAGCUGGAAAAGUUCAGUGGUGGAGAAAAUGCCAUGUUAUACGAUGUCCAAAACCUCAAAACAGACAAUUUUUUAUUUAUUUUUUGUCCUUGAGCUUUUGACGGUGUUUUCUCUCACUCUUUUUCAGCCUUAGCUCUGUCGUGUCUAAAACAUCGGCUCGUUUCUUCUUUGAUGGUAAGUCACUGGCAUAUAGGUUACUUCAGCAUGUGUGCAGGACGAAGGUUUCUAUUAUUUAUUAUAAAUAAAAAGUUAUUCAUUACCAGGAAGUCACAACAUACCUCAUAGCUUUCUAGGCAUGUUAUUAUUAGACUCACUCUAUCUACCUCAAACAUUCAUUUUACUCAGCUUGUGCCCUCGGGCAACACCAUGAAAUCACAAACCACUUUACACACACAAAAAAACAAACAGGUGUUAUUGUAUACAGAAGUUUUGUGGUUAGAUUUCAUUUGUAGCGCCGGUUUGAAAUAAAUAAAGGUUAAAAUCACACUUGAUGUACAAUCUGUGCAUAAAUCUUGGAGAGCUUUAUGAGGCUUUGUAAUGUUUCAUAACCACAUGUAGAUGUCUUGUCUAGGGCAUAUAGCUCUAUAAAUUCUAACUUGUGCUUUGUCCUUCCUCUGCUGUACUGUAUCUCUGGUUAAGGUGGCAAUUAACAGGUAACAUGCUGCCUUCUAGUGGAUAGAGUGCCCUCCAUGCCAUGUGAUAUCAUUUAUUCUUUUAUCAACAUAAAAAACUCCCUGUUUCUUGUGUUAAUUUACUAAAGCGCUGGGAUUUUUGGAUUGAACGUGUUCCUGAUCCUUUUGAGGGACACAUGAGAAAAUCUGUCUUGUAUUUUGAGCUUGAAAAUGUUGGCUAUAGCACCAUCAAUAUGUAUUAGAGUAGUGUUUUGUUAUGUAUACUCAACCAUUUAGGAUCAAGGGUAGGAAGAAGAAGAAAAAAAAAAAGACAGCUAUGGUUAUUUUACCUUUGCUCCAGUCACCAUCUAAAAUGAGCUAAAGAUAGUGUAACACAUAGUGUGAUUUAAAAAAAAAAAAAAAAAAUUGUAAGAAGGUUUUUUGGGGGGUUUUUUUGUGUUGUUUUGUUUUUUUGGAACAUCAUUGAAAUGUAGAAAAGUACCCAAAACUGAAAGAUCACACUGGCAAUUAUGACUUCACUGUACUGUAUAUUGCAAAGACAACCAGAACAGCUCACGCUUAUUAUAGGAUGCCUUAUGCUUUGACAAUUAUUAUUACUGUUAAUUUUUUCUUUCCAUAGAAUUUAAUGUUACACUAAGAGUGUUGUGGUUUUUACAGCUAGACAUUGUUUAAAAUUUUGGGGGUUUUAAGAUUUAAAAAAAACAUGGCCAUGGUUAUAUUUUUAAGGUUCCAAGAGCUAUGUCCAAAAGGCAUAAGAUUUUCUAAUUGGCCACACUUGUGCAAGCGUGCAGUUUCUUUUCCGGAAAGCUUAUCUUGCAACAAGUGCUUUAUGUUCUAAUGAGAUGUGACCAUUAGAAAUGCUGGAUCUGUACCAGCUGUGGAAGAGUUAAAUGUAUUUUCAUACACGUACAACUAUUUUUUGUUUUGUUUGUUUGUUUUAAACAAGGCAUUUGACAUCAUCUCAGGAAAUACACGUCUACCUCCACAUCUAUAGAUAUGUUCAUUUUUAGGGAUUUUGGUACAUUUAGUACACAAAAAUAUAAUUCUACCUUUUAUAAUGGUGUUACAGAAUGUUGCUUGUAUCACUGCUAGAGUGUGUGUGUGUGUGUGUGUGUGUGUGUGUGUGUGUGUGUGUGUGUGUGUGUGUGUGUGGAGAUAGCUUUUCUUUACGGGAAGAACAUUUCUUUUCGUUAUUGUUUAAUUUUUUUUUUUUAAUAAAACCUUAACAAUGAAACUUAUUCCACUCAAAUAAGUUACUCAAUACUAGAAGUAGAAGUAUGAGCAUUGCUGGGAAUUGCCUAAAUUAAUAAUUUAAAUAUGUGUUUAAUGUGUUCUUUGAAAAUGAGUGGCUUUUUUGCUGUAUCUUGAGGGAUCGUGUACGACAGCUUCCUGACACCUUUGACUUAUUUCUCUUAUUUAAUCCUAAAUGUGUUUGUGUGAAUUAAUAUUAUUUGAAAUAUGAAUAUAAUAAAUAUAUCUUUUUUUUUUUUGCUUCAAAGAAUGUCUACAGAAGAGCUGUUUAUUUGCUUAACAGAUGGAGUUUGAAAUUAUGCAUACAUUAGAUGGCAUCCUGACUGUUUUAUUUAUAUAUAUAUAUAUAUAUAUAUAUAUAUAUAUAUAUAUAUAUAUAUAUAUAUAUAUAUAUAUAUAUAUAUAUAUAUUCAUUCUGAAUGUGAAAGAUUAAUAUACUGCUUUAACAAAAAAGUUGUUUCAGGUUAAGGCAAAAAUAAUUUCACAAAUGAAAUGGAUUAUUUCUAAUAACAUCAGAUAUAUGCAGUGCAUGUUUGAAGGGUGUUUUUUUGUGCUAAGCUUUGUCUUGCUUGCUAUACAUUUGUUGCUUUCAGUUGUAAAAGAAUUAUUGUAGUUUUCCCCUCUUUUUUUGUUUUUGUUUUUAGACGUUUACAUUUUUAUAACUGUCUUUUGUGUAAUAGUUAUAACUUCAAAGUUCCAACUGUAAACAUAUGGAAAAUUAUAAUAAAUUCAAAUCUGGUUUA
Molecule: messenger RNA, 7157 nt
Organism: Ictalurus punctatus (channel catfish)
Lineage: Eukaryota; Metazoa; Chordata; Actinopteri; Siluriformes; Ictaluridae
Gene: arid3a
Product: AT rich interactive domain 3A (BRIGHT-like)
Exons: 9
Coding region: 999-2636 (545 amino acids)
Biological process (GO): regulation of transcription by RNA polymerase II
Cellular component (GO): nucleus
Molecular function (GO): DNA binding
Source: RefSeq, a predicted model, not a curated record